Lingula anatina is the source of this 1667-nucleotide messenger RNA. RefSeq lists its product as uncharacterized. Lineage: Eukaryota; Metazoa; Brachiopoda; Lingulata; Lingulida; Lingulidae. Gene Ontology annotation, molecular function: chitin binding. The record is from RefSeq and is a predicted model, not a curated record.
CACAAUGUUUAGAAUACACGCUAUUUUGGAGCAAAGACGAUGCUGGCGCUUCCGGGCUUUUCGCUCAGUACAGUUCUCGUUUGUUUGGCCUGGAUACCGCAGUCUCAUCAGGCAGUUAUCACUCUUGAGGAUAUAGCCAAUAAAUGCCACCUUCCUGCUGAUGAAUAUGGCCCAUAUACCGAAUUUUGUCGAAAAUGCAUCGAGGAGAGAAACGGCGUUGGCCACUACGAGUUUCCCUGCGACUGCAAAUAUUACUUGCAGUGUACGCUUCCGGAGGUAGACCAGCAGAAAGGAACAACAUUGGUGAAAGCUGCCAAGAGGCAAUGUCCUCCUGGGACUCUAUAUGACAGAGGGGCGGCAACUUGUGUCCAUUGCUCGGUAGCUCAAUGUAUUGGAAGUCGAUUGGUUAGCGAAACGCCUCCUUUCAAUGACGUCGAAGGUCCUUUGACACCUGCCAAAGCACGUAAUGUGUACUCACAACAGUGCCAACCGAAGUGGGGAGGAUCCACCUGGCCAGUUGCUACGAGUUGUGAAAUAAUCACUGACCUUGAUGACUAUUUUGCAACUGAUGUCAGUAAGAAACGAAAAAAGAGGUCUUUCCCAUGGCCGCCAGGAUGCUGUUGUACACCUGGCAUGGCGAAAUGCCGUCACAGAACACGUCCUGAUUUGUACGUGUAUCGAAUUUGUUCGUCGUGUUGGACCACGAACUGUGAAGAUACGUGCUGGAAGCGCUACUACUGCAGCAUGGAUGAGUCCGUAAUCCUGGAUACUGAUAAAUGUCUUUGUGUCGCACAGCCAAAGGGUCCCAUUGUGCUUUUUGACUUCGAGUAUCCCAUGCCGUUUAUCAGCGUAAUAGACGCUGUGCCAGCUGAUGCAGUUGAUGUACAUAUAAAAUUGGAACCAUCCUGGUCCCACGUGGCAACAUUUGGAUCUCUUUCCCCGUCAGGAGGACUUGAAAUAUCUAGGUUCAACUUGUAUAACUGGGGAAAUUACUUGACAGUUACCUUCCGGUACAAACCAGAAGAGCCCAUUAAAAACGAAGACAGAGAGCUGAUUAACAAUGGCAACUGUGAAUACCCGCCUUCAAUCCGAUUCUACACCCACGGCAAAAUACUUCGGUGUCGUGUUCGAAGUGGUGGGUACUCUCCACAAACCGCCAAUUUAGAGCUUCCGACUAGUUCUCAUGUUGUAGGGGUAGUGCUGACAUAUAAAUAUGGUAGUUUGGCACUAUAUAUCAAAGAUGGCAGCAACGAAUACUCCAAGGGAAGUUUUCUCUUUGGGUACCUUGCCACAACCCCUGCACCUCUGAAUAUAGGAGGGGGGUUGUUUUGUAACAACGGCUGCUCAUUGGGAUUUCUUGGAUGGAUAGACGAUGUUCAGGUCUACGACCGCGUUCUAUCUCCUAGCGAAAUCACAAGAACUUUAAACGGAGAAACAAACAUUCUUGGCUGAGGAGUAGAAAAAUGACGAGACGAAGAAGAAAGUUACAUUUGAAGAAGACGCAAGAGCAGUACGUCGAAGAAAUAACAUCUACGUGCUGCUAAGCCUUUUUACGGUCUUUACGUUUAAGAGUCAUGGAAAAAACACAGUCGCAUUCUUUUUAAAUUCAUGUAGUAAUCUAUUGUCAACAAUUAUUCAAAAAUAUGAACGCUACCUUACGCUGUAUA